AUCAGGAGACCGCGGGUGUACGGAGCUCAGAGCGGCCUUCCAGCCUGCGAGAGAGCGGGGCCGAGCAGCUGAGCAGCCGAGCACAACUCGCCUUCGUCCUCCUCGUCCUCCUCAUCUUCUCGGCGCAAGCUGCACUUCGUCCGGCUUCAAUGAAACUGGCAGCGAUGAUCAAGAAGAUGUGUCCCAGCGAGGCUGAGCUGAGCAUCCCCGCCAAGAACUGCUACCGCAUGGUCAUCCUGGGCUCCUCCAAGGUGGGCAAGACGGCCAUCGUCUCGCGCUUCCUCACCGGCCGCUUUGAGGAGCAAUACACACCCACCAUCGAGGACUUCCACCGCAAGGUCUACAACAUCCGGGGAGAUAUGUAUCAGCUGGACAUCCUGGACACCUCAGGGAAUCACCCUUUCCCUGCCAUGAGAAGGCUUUCCAUCCUGACAGGUGAUGUUUUCAUCCUCGUGUUCAGCCUGGACAACCGGGACUCUUUUGAGGAGGUGCAGCGCCUAAAGCAGCAGAUCCUGGAGACCAAGUCGUGCCUGAAGAACAAAACCAAGGAGAACAUCGAGGUGCCCCUGGUCAUCUGCGGCAACAAGGGAGACCGGGACUUUUACCGGGAGGUUCAGCCCCGAGAGAUCGAGCAGUUGGUGGGCGCAGACCCCAAGAAAUGUGCCUACUUCGAGAUCUCAGCCAAGAAGAACAGCAGCCUGGAUCAGAUGUUCCAGGCGCUCUUCGCCAUGGCCAAACUGCCCAGUGAGAUGAGCCCCGACCUGCACCGCAAGGUCUCGGUGCAGUACUGCGACAUCCUGCACAAGAAGGCUCUGAAAGGCAAAAAGCUGCUCAAAGAGGGCGGCCGGGGCAGCACGGAGGAGGCGUACGGCGUCGUGGCUCCCUUCGCCCGCCGGCCCAGCGUCCACAGCGACCUCAUGUACAUCCGUGAGAAAGCCAUCGGCGGGGGGCACGGCAAGGAGAAGGACCGCUGUGUGAUCAGCUAGGAGCCCCAGCACCAAGGAGGGAAGAAGGGAGGAAGGAAGGAAGGGAAGGGGGAAGGAUGCUCGUUUCCAACGGGACUUUGGGCAGGCAGGAGGGCGGGCACGCACCCAGCUGGGUGCAGACUUGCCUCUUCCCCAGCCUCCCUCCUCCCAUCGGCUUCUCCCCCCCCAACAAGGGGCACAUGCUGGGAGAGGGGGAGGAUUUGGAGGCAUGAGGGGAACGAGGAGAUGAGAAUGGCAAAGAGCGGAUGGUGAGCUGGGGGGGAUGAGCGCUCCCAAACCGCCCAGCCUUGGGCCAGGGCAUUGCUGUCAGGAGGGCAGAGACCUGUGAGGAUCCACCUGGGGCUUAUAGGUUUCUUUUUAUUUCCUUCUGUUUAUUUUAACCUGAGGAGCCGUGCACAGACUCGGGCUCUGUGUCGUGUGUUUGUCUGUGUUCACCAAACACGUGCAGAAGACACUUCUAAGCUGUUGCAAAGACUCUGCAGAGUUACAGCCCCAAUGGACCAAAAACUGACUCUUGUUUACAUUUGUCUUGUCUGAUUUGCAAGAUCUGGGGGGAGGGGGGGUGUGGAGUGGGGUUUUUUAAAUGGGAAAACAAUAGGCACUUUAUGUAGGUAUUGGCUGUCAUCGACAUGAACAAAAACCUUCGAGUGUUUCUACGGUGGCUGAAAGUUGAUGUUUUAUUUUUUCUACAAAACAAUAAAAAUCUUUUUUCAAACGAU
This is a messenger RNA of Coturnix japonica (Japanese quail), 1705 nucleotides long. RefSeq names its product ras related dexamethasone induced 1 (gene RASD1). The record is from RefSeq and is a predicted model, not a curated record. Gene Ontology annotation, cellular component: cytoplasm. Gene Ontology annotation, biological process: signal transduction. Gene Ontology annotation, molecular function: GTPase activity; GTP binding; G-protein beta-subunit binding. Lineage: Eukaryota; Metazoa; Chordata; Aves; Galliformes; Phasianidae.